UGAACACUUAAGAAGAGGCAACAUACGACAUACGAUGGGGAGAGAGAAGGGCAAUCGGGUGGAGUGGACAACUCCCACACCCCUCCACAGACCAGCAUGAACAGAGCUGGCCCAGCAGAACGAUAUGCCCUUGUUGAGUGAGAGCGUCACCGUUUAUACUAUCAAUGUGCAAUAAGGACAUCUCUGUAGAUUCAUUGCGCCUGUCGAGAGAUACAGCAGAGGAGCCUUUAGAAAUGGAUGCAUCAAAUGUGUCAGUGUUGUCCUCAAGCUUUGCAUGGCCUUCACGCACAUCUGAUGCGCUAUCAAGCAUCCAUAACAACCAAUCCUCCAAGGUAGAUGAAAGAAGAUCUCCACAAGCUGUGGUUCUAAAUGGAAUAAGUCUGCCCGUCGUUCAAAUUGCCCAACAGGAAGGUCAGCAGGCACCCUUUCAACUGGCAUCAGGUGGUACAAGCUUUGCCAUUGAAAAUGCCAACCUGUCUGUCAUAUUUACCCCUCAGCCUCAAACUGUCCUUCAAAAGCCUCCAUCACAGACUAUCACACUGAACAUUAUGAACAAUUUACCUAUUCUGAAUCCGAAUUCCCCAGCCAGCCUCAUUGGUGCAAGCCCAGGAAAAUCAAAGAGUAUUGGAAAGCACAUAUGUGCCCAUUGUGGCCGGGAUUGCUUGAAGCCAAGUGUCCUAGAGAAGCACAUUCGCUCACAUACUGGAGAGCGACCCUUUCCCUGCAAUAUAUGUGGCAUCUCAUUUAAAACCCAAAGCAACCUUUACAAACAUAGAAGGACACAGACUCAUGUCAACAAUGCCAAGCAGAGCUUUGAUUCUGAUUGUGGUAGUUACCAUGACGAUAAGCUCCAUGUGGUACACAAUACAUGUCUUGACCUCAGCAGUGGAACAAGAGAUGCUUGUAUGGAUAACAGUCACUUCAUCCAGAACAAAAAUCUCAGUGGUGUCCUAGAGAAUGAUUGUUUAGAAGGAAGCAAAGGAGAUGCAUGUAUACUGUCACCUGCAAAGAUCCAUGACAAGUCACAUGGAGAUUCUGAUUAUUUAUCUCAGACCAUUUUCUCACCAGGUAUGCCAAACCUACAAAGAACAGUAAUAGAUCCAAAGUCUACAGGUUCAAGUAGACACGGUCAAUUACAGAGGCAACAUGAAACCUGUGUAGAUAAGCAAUGGGACUCUUCCCCAUCUGAAAGGAAACUAAAAAAAUGUGAAAGUACAGAUUCUGGGUACUUAUCCCAUUCAGACAGUGCAGAUCUUCAAAUGUUUUCUGGAAGCCCUCUUCAUAGCCUUAGCGAGUGCAGUAUUGAAUCAGAGAACAUGCUUGGUAUUGGCUCUGGGUACGUUGAGGAUAAGACUGCAUCCUCACACAAGAAGAACUUGGAGGAACGUAUCUCCAUGCUAAUCUCUCAGAAUAAAGCAGUGGUGGAUAACACGCACUUGGACAAUGUUCGUCCGCGAAAAACUGCUCUGUCAAAGCAAGGUAGCAUUGACCUGCCAAUGCCAUAUACUUUCAAAGAUUCCUUCCACUUUGACAUUAAGUCCCUAGAUGCCAACAGAAAAAAGUUGUCCAGUUGCUCUGCUAAAUCUACUUUUACUCCAUCAGAGAAGAACAAACCUUUGUUUUUUCACUCUGUGCCAACUCAGAUCUCUACGACUAUAGAGAACAUAAUAUUGACUCGAAGUAACUCAUUGCCAUUUGUGGAGAGUGGUAGACUGAAAGAUAGACUGAAUGUUCAUAACAUUUUAUCGCAUGGCUCAGGAAAACAACCUUUAAAUGUCAGCCAUGGUAAUUUAUUGCUCUCCAACACUGCCACAGCCUGCACAGUGGACUUUUCCAGCAGCCACCCUCGGGGACUUGUUAGACAAGCAGCUGUAGAUGAGAUGCAAAUUUGCAAUGGUUCUGACCCCACCAUCUGUGAAGAAAUAAAGGAAAAGAAUAAGGCUACAGGAGAUCAAUUUUCUUCAAAGUCGAAAAUAGCAAAUAAAAAAGGUGGACAAAGAAAACUAAACAUGUUCUCUCAUGAAAAGUGGCAAAUAUAUGGGGAUGAAACAUUUAAGAAGUUUUAUCAGAAAAUGAAAAAGAGUGAUUUGGUUAAGAAAACAAAACAAGACACUUCAGAAUCUAAAGGUAUAAUCGGCAAUGAAAUUUCCUUACAACCAGCUUGUGAACUGGGAAAGCCAUCUAAAAAACUCAGCUCUGUACCAGUGGUUGCACCUCCAACUUCAAGUUUGCAGUUUACUUGUUCUUAUGCGAUCACUUCAGCUAGCAAAGAAAUAGAUACUCCUUUAUCUAUUGGAAAUGGCCAUAUAACUCUAGAUAUUGAGAGUAAUGUUCAAGGAAAGGUGUCAGAAGCUAAAUUCAGCAGUGGUAUAAAUAUGUCCAAAGGUGAUAUGAAAGUUGAACAAACUGUUCCAAAAAAUGUUCCAACUCCUUCUACUGGUGUCUGCGAUAACUCAAAUAUUGUUGUAAUGGAAAAUCAGCUAAAAGGACACGACCAUUUAGAAGCUGAUAAUUUUAAAAUCCAUGAAGGAUCCCCAUCGGAUAGAAAAAAAAUUAAGGUGGCCGGGUUGAAAGGGGAGAUAUUAUACAGUGUUUCCUUGGACAUUCCAGAAGAUACCAUUGACCUUAAGAAUAAGAAUAUGGACUGCAUAACAGAUAGUGGAAAUACUAUGAGAACAUUAAGUGGUAGUGGAACUAGCACAGUCGUAUCUUGUCAUUCACUUUCCACCAUCAUUAAUAAAAAUAUUUUUCUUUCCCAAGAAGAUUCUGGACAAAUACCAGCACACUCAAAAAAAGGUCAGCAUGUUAUCCUAACAACUGAAUCGUCAUCAACACUGAAAGGAAUGUUAUUUUCUCCAAGAUACUUAAUAGAAUUUAAUUACGCUGAAACUUCUGUGGACAAAUCUGUUUUACAGUCAAACCAGCCUACAGUUUGUGGUAGUUUCUCGAGUGAUUUGAUCAAUAUUACAGAAGAUACCAAUUCAAACUCUCUUCAUGCUCCAACCAAAGGAUGUCAUCAAACCUUACUUGAAAACCAGCCAAAACUGACACAGGACUCUGUAAUAGCCCCUGUUGGGAAGAUAAAUCUUAUUGAAGAGUGUGUUCCUAUAUGUUGUUCCUCUAAGAUUUCCCAAAAUCUAGUACAGAACAAAAGCUUAGACACUCAGGGAAGUCAGUAUCAAAAAGUCAGGUUAAAUGACACAUAUCUAGACAGACAUAACACUUUUGAGGACCAUAAAGCGGUGAAAGGCCUAAUAUCUAAACACAUUGAUUUAAAGUCUUUAUUAAGCACUGACACCAUGUCAACCAGUGAGGUUAAAAAACUGCCUCACGAUCCAUUGCUUUUAGAUAUAAUUCAGCCUGGAGGAAAUAUUUGGAAACCACUUAAUAGAACUGGAUUUCUAAACCAGGAAAACUCAUCAUUCUCCACAACAUGCACCUCUUCAUCAUCAGGUAUCUAUAGCAUCAAGGUCACACAGGUCACUUUUUCAACAAUGAACACGGAACCUAAGUCUACAUGGUGCUGGCUGAACAGAUGUCUGCCCCUUCCAGCAGAGCAAAAGGAAAAGUCAUGUUCAGUUUAUGCUUCUUUGUCAAGUGAUGACUUUAAAGAAAGGAAACUUGAACCUCAUGGAAACAGAAUUGAGAAGGACAUGAGCCACAUGACAACCAUUGAUGGGCAACCAAUGAUGUCACUAAAACAAAAGAAUUGUUUUAAAGAAGAAACAGACAAAGGGAUUUACCAUCCAUUGGUCAAGAAGUCUAGCAAAAUGGGAACAAUAAUGAAAUCUAGACAUGUAAAAAGGAGCAAAGAUGGCACCCGUGGACAUUCCCAUAGCAAAAUGUCCCAGCACAAGACUACAGGAGCUCUUGGCCAAGACCAACAGCAUACGCAAAUCAGUUGUCCUUCAAAUCUUGAAACAGGGGAAAUAUUACUGAGGACUGCUAACUUUGAGCUUAGUGAUAAAGAAGGCAGCAAGGCCAGGAUCCAUCAUCCAACAUUUCAUCCGGGAGGUGACCUGAAUCAGAAGAAUGAAGAUAAAGCUACACCGGACAGUCAAAUGAAUGAAGGUUCAAUAACAACAACUGUUCAGGAAGAUAAUCAGAGUCUUCAACCUAUGGAGAAGACUACUGAUCUAAGACCUCCCCGGUUAGCAUCAUUAUCUUGGCAAAAGUCCUGCUUAAAUGCUCUUCCAACAGAUAAUGAGGUUGAAUUACAUCAACAUUUAAGCAUUUGUCCACCAAGAAACAAUGUCAGGAAAAUUCUUCACAGGUCUAAGACAAUAGGACACAGCUUAGGAGACGAUGCUGUAGGGUCAACAUCCAGGAUGACAUCUUCAGAGUCCCAACCAAGACUCCCUGUAGAAGCAAAGGAUGGCAUUGGCACGUCAUCUUUACAAAACACAAGUUCACUUGGUUUCCAUAUGGUUCCAAAUACACAUAGUUCCGGAUCAUCUCUGGAACCUGGGACUUUAUCCUUAAACCAUGGAGAACCCUCAGGCCCUCUAUGUCAAAGUCAUAAAACACAGAAGAAGAUUAAUUUGGAGCUGAUGAGGAAACAAACCCAUGUAGAAUAUAGUGAUUCCAGCAGUGACGACGAAGACCGUCUGUACAUAGAAAUUCUAGAGUAGCCCCUUGAAGGAUACUUGUAGACGUGAUAAAGACUUUCCUGCCAGGAUGAUUUGCCUUGUUAGACUUUCAUGGUGGACCUUUUUUUUUUUGUAAAUUAUGAUGGGCCUAACUUUAUUUCUGGUAUCACAGUGAAACUUAACUGAAGUCAUUCCAAACAUAUUGCAGUAUAAUAUUUUGCAGUGCAGCUUUUGCCUGCAUAUAGUGUAGACAGAUAUUAACAUUUGAUAAUUCACUAGGAUUCACUAUAUUUUUGUUAGAUACCGUAAAUCAAGUUUUUAGUUUAUUUUUAUGCAUAUCUUCAUGGAGGCACACCACUGUUAUGGGGUGCUGUAGUAUCUUCCCAUAGUCAGGGAUAUUUGGGUAAUAGGAACACUGGCUAUAUUCUCACUAGAGUUGAACGAACCUGCCUUUUGGCAGAUUCGAGUAUCAGGGUUUAAGUGAAUUACGUAAUUGAUUCAGUUCUCACGGAAUCCAUAACAUAAUUCAAUGCGGCAUGCCAAAUGGAAAACCUUUAGAGGCAUUCCAUUUUGCAUGCCAUUAUAAUACAAGUGUAUGGCCAGCAGAACGGAACCCUCGGAUCUGGCAAUACACUUGUAUUAUGUGGCAUGCCGGCAUUGAAUUAUGUGAUGGAUUCCAUGGGAAAUAUGUAUGCAAGGAAGCUGGCUUAUAUUUAGACCGCCGCUGGAUACGCCAAAGUUAUGUAGAGGCUGGUGCCUCUACAUAAGUUCUGCGGAUCCACCCCUAGUGCAGGGGAUUUUUAGGACCGGCAUCUAAAUGCCGGUCUUAAUAAAUUACCCCCAUCAUUUUUCUCAGCAAUUGCGGGCACAUAUGAACAUGGGACCAACACAGAUGCCUUCAGCUGCCAAGUGCACAUAUAACAGGUCAGCAAGUCUCAUAGAUACAAAUCUGCUGAUAGAUGCCUUUUAAACUGAAAGUAAUGUCCUAUGAAAUUUAAGGUGCCCAGGCCACAGUAACUGCAUGAAGAUUACUGCUUAUUGCCUGGCUGCUUCUCUAAUUGUUACGGUUUGAGUUGCAAGUACAGAUGCAGCGUGGCAAUUAGUGGUAAUUCGUGUUCGUUUAGCCCAGCCUGGCUUCACCGCGUACGGGCACGCUAUAGGAGUUUUACAGUACUAUGCUAAUCAAGCUUAAAUAUUAUAUUAUACCAAG
Messenger RNA from Bufo bufo (common toad), 5799 nucleotides. It is a transcript of the gene ZNF831, whose product is annotated as zinc finger protein 831. The record is from RefSeq and is a predicted model, not a curated record. Bases 165 to 4631 code for a protein of 1488 amino acids. NCBI's taxonomy places the organism in Eukaryota, Metazoa, Chordata, Amphibia, Anura, Bufonidae. The transcript is spliced from 7 exons.